Mus musculus (house mouse) is the source of this 1033-nucleotide messenger RNA. RefSeq names its product copper chaperone for superoxide dismutase (gene Ccs). The transcript is spliced from 8 exons. The record is from RefSeq and is marked validated. NCBI's taxonomy places the organism in Eukaryota, Metazoa, Chordata, Mammalia, Rodentia, Muridae. Gene Ontology annotation, cellular component: cytosol; mitochondrial intermembrane space; cytoplasm. Gene Ontology annotation, molecular function: metal ion binding; protein-disulfide reductase activity; copper ion binding. The coding region runs from base 64 to 888 and encodes 274 amino acids. Gene Ontology annotation, biological process: superoxide metabolic process; protein import into mitochondrial intermembrane space.
AGAGUUGUGUUGGUCUCUGGACCCUACCGGUUCGGUGCGGCCUAGGCAGUGACAACAGCUAGGAUGGCUUCGAAGUCGGGGGACGGUGGGACUGUGUGUGCGUUGGAGUUUGCAGUGCAGAUGAGUUGUCAGAGCUGUGUGGAUGCUGUGCACAAGACCCUGAAAGGGGUGGCAGGUGUCCAGAAUGUGGACGUUCAGUUGGAGAACCAGAUGGUGUUGGUGCAGACGACUCUGCCCAGCCAGGAGGUACAAGCACUCCUGGAAAGCACAGGGAGGCAGGCUGUACUCAAGGGUAUGGGCAGUAGCCAAUUACAGAAUCUGGGAGCAGCAGUGGCCAUUCUGGAGGGCUGUGGCUCCAUACAGGGGGUGGUCCGCUUCCUACAGCUAUCCUCUGAACUCUGCUUGAUUGAGGGAACCAUCGACGGCCUAGAGCCUGGGCUGCAUGGACUCCAUGUGCAUCAGUAUGGGGACCUUACGAGGGACUGCAAUAGCUGUGGGGACCAUUUUAACCCUGAUGGAGCAUCUCAUGGGGGUCCUCAGGACACUGAUCGGCACCGGGGAGAUCUGGGCAAUGUCCGGGCUGAAGCUGGUGGCCGAGCUACCUUCCGGAUAGAGGAUAAACAGCUGAAGGUGUGGGAUGUGAUUGGCCGCAGCCUGGUUAUCGAUGAGGGGGAAGAUGACCUGGGCCGGGGAGGCCAUCCCUUAUCCAAGAUCACAGGGAAUUCUGGGAAGAGGUUGGCCUGUGGCAUCAUUGCACGCUCUGCCGGCCUUUUCCAGAACCCCAAGCAGAUCUGCUCCUGUGAUGGCCUCACUAUCUGGGAGGAGCGAGGCCGGCCCAUUGCCGGUCAAGGCCGAAAGGACUCAGCCCAACCCCCAGCUCACCUCUAAACAGAGCCUCAUGUCAGGUUAUUUGGUCCUCGUAGCUGAACAUCUUCUUGCAGAGGGAGCUGCGGGCCCUUGCUUGUACAGGCCUAAGUACAGGGCAGAUAAGUGCUGUAGCCUGAACAAAUUAAAUUGUUACUUUCAUAUGGCA